Molecule: messenger RNA, 2786 nt
Organism: Daphnia pulicaria
Lineage: Eukaryota; Metazoa; Arthropoda; Branchiopoda; Diplostraca; Daphniidae
Product: tRNA (guanine(10)-N2)-methyltransferase homolog
Exons: 13
Coding region: 103-1512 (469 amino acids)
Biological process (GO): methylation
Cellular component (GO): cytoplasm
Molecular function (GO): nucleic acid binding
Source: RefSeq, a predicted model, not a curated record
UGCCUGCGUAGUGCGUAGGAAAAAACUACCGCAACUUCUUCAAUUGGUUUCCUGCGCAUUGGUCCAAGCAGACGAUUGUAUUUGAAAAAAAAGUAGUCCGAAAUGGCAGCGCGAAACAUGUGGAAGUCUUAUUUACUUUGGUGUGCAAAUGAACAUGUGUCAUUCAGAAUUCCUGAAGUUGAAUCGGUUUUAGCUAUGUACAAAAUUCCACAUACGUGGAUCGAGAAACCAGAAGAAAAUCCUUGGAUGCUGAUUUCUAUGCCAAGUGAAGAUUGUGCAGUGAAGCUUAUGAAAAGAUGUGUCACUGUCCGGUCCAUCAUCGAGCUAUGGGCACAAUCAACAACAAAAGAGCAUCUUGAUGACCAGUUAAAAACCUUGCCUGCAGAGUUCACAUCUUAUUUUAAGAAGGAAAAUAAAUUCAAAGUUGUGGUGGAUAUAUUUAAUAAAGUAAUAAGCCAAGAGGAAAAAAUCCAAAAAAUUGAGUCUUUCAGUUACCUGCCAAUUCUCGGAUCUGCCAAUUUGAAAAACCCUGACGUUACAUAUUAUUAUUACGAAUUCUUUGGGCUGGACGCUGGACGUAUUCCUGAGAAUCCUUUUAAUUACUUUUUUGGCCGAUGGAUUUCAGAUAGUGAACGAACAGCAGUAGCCAAAUACUCUCUCAAAACUCGGCACUUUAUUGGCAACACAAGCAUGGAUCCUCAACUGUCCAUGAUUAUGGCAAACCUCGCGCAAAUUGACAAUGGCCAUAUAGUUGUUGACCCGUUUGUUGGAACAGGUUCUCUUCUGGUAGCAGCAGCUCAUUUCGGUGGUUAUGUUUGCGGAACGGAUAUAGAUUACCUCACUAUUCACGGAAGAAUGAAACCAACUAGAGCUCACCAAAAGAAACGCCAGCCAAAUGAAGACAUCAAGGGAAACCUAAAGACUUAUAACCUUUUUUCACGCUAUUUGGACGUCUUUGUGGGUGACGCAUCAACGCCCGUUUGGAGGUCGAAUUUCCGUUUCGACUCCAUCAUAACCGAUCCUCCUUAUGGAAUUCGUGAAUCAACCUAUAAAGUGGGUAGCAAGAAAAUCGCCCCUAUUCCGGAUGAGAUGCUGUCGACACAUUUUCCUUCUAAAACUCAGUACGGUUUAGGCGACAUCUAUAAAGAUCUUCUUAAUUUUGCCGCCAAUAGUCUCAAACUGCAUGGCCGACUGGUUUUUUGGAUUCCAAUCAUACGAAUGGAGUAUGAUCCAGACCUCCUACCUGAACAUCCUUGUUUGGAAACUAUAGCCAACAGUGAGCAGAUCCUAAAUUUGCAUUCCAGCCGUCGAUUAAUAACUAUGCAAAAGAUUAUGGAACCAAAGGAGGCUGAAGAUUCAGCAAUAAUCCACAACCUGCAGUACACAUUUCGACACAAGUUCUUCAAUACCAGCGAAAUCAAAGGACAUGGAAAGGAAGACGAAAGUGCGCGAAAUCUAACGAAAAGAAGCAAACGGGGAAACGGAAUAGCAAAAUUGCCAUGUGAUAAGUAACCUAACAGUUUUUUUAUAUGCAAUACAAUACACAAGUGGGUAAGUGCAUCGACCCGUCCUUUUUUAAUUCAGUAAGUUAUUAUUAUUUUCAAAGCGUCAUCUUCUUGGGCAGUCUAACAUCGCCGACUUUGAUAGGCGAAAUGAAAUCACAGAAAAUGUUUUCGGCUUGAAAUUGUGGAGAACUAAGUUCUAAAAGGUUGGAAAUGAAAACUGAAAAGAUGUAACUAGAAAAGAAAAGGCUACUGUUGAAACCUGUCAUCAACGAGAGAAAGAAUUUUAUGUUUAGUGUGACAGUUAUAGCCGGUUAUAGCAUGGUUAUAGUAUAUCUUUUUUAUCGGAAGUAUUUAAAAAUUUGAAAAAAAGCUUGAUAACUUAAAAGACGGAGGGCUGUUCAAACAACGUAAAAAAAAAUUUCGUAGAAAUAUAUGCUCAGUUGCUCACAGAGGACUAUGAUCCAUCACUUCGGCCAAUGCUACCGGCAUCGAAGACCAAAUGAACUUUGUCACAGUGCAGCACUCGCAGAAGAAAGAAUUUUUCUGUAUCUGUCGCUAACCGUACGAUUAUUCCGAGUUGCAUGCAUGGUCACUGUCUCGGCGUUCUGUAUGAGUCGAUCGAAAGUACACGUUAUUUACACAUGUCCCAUUUGUGAACGUAUACGCGUAUACGUUAAUUACUUUGUUUCAGGAAUGCCCCACCAGGUGUCACUGCAGUUUAACAACAACAAUGGCUGCCAUUCUCCACAUUGAUUAGUGCCUGUUAGUGCUUAGUGGUCUGUCUUUCAUGUUUCGAUGCAGUAUUAUAUCAGGAGGAAACCUGAAAGUUGUGCAGCCUAUCGUCGACUAUUUUGUUCCAAAUCAUUGUAUUCAGACUACUGAUUGUGCCAUCAAAAUUAUACUGGUAUCAACCAACACUAGCUUUAUUACAGUAUUGCUGAAACAUAUCACCAACCCCAGCACGGACCAGUCUAUCAUUCCAUCUUCUAGAGAACCUUGGGUAACUGAUUGAUGGUUUCAUGUGUUUCUAAAUUGACAUUACAGACUUGAUGUGAAGUCAUGUCCUUUCAAGAAAAAGGACAAGGGCUUAGUCAACAAGAUUCAUUGUUUUCUAACUCGUCUCGUUCCGUUGAAUCUCCCCUUUACUUCCUUACACAGGCCCUCUUGUUUGGAGGGUAAUUCCUUCGUGAACUUCAUCCAUUGCUGAAAACCAACGAGAUCAUGCUGUAAUUCAAGACCGAUAAUUUGUCUAGUUAGCUAAAUUACAAGUGCAUAUCUGGG